Molecule: messenger RNA, 8894 nt
Organism: Apodemus sylvaticus (European woodmouse)
Lineage: Eukaryota; Metazoa; Chordata; Mammalia; Rodentia; Muridae
Gene: Dcbld2
Product: discoidin, CUB and LCCL domain containing 2
Exons: 16
Coding region: 236-2545 (769 amino acids)
Source: RefSeq, a predicted model, not a curated record
CCGGUCGGGCUACGAGCGCGGUGGGAGCACGUCCCAGCUCCGGCACGGUGCUAGCCUCUGAUCCAGCGUGGGGUCUCGGAGCGGGAAGCGCGGCGAAGGGAAGCGGGCUCGGGGAGCAGGGCGGAGGGGUCGAGGCGCGCUGCGCUGCCGCCCGGUCCUCGCCGGGUGCUGCGGGCCCUGGGCGCGCGGGGCUCCGCGGCGCGCGCACUAUGCGGGCGGAUUGCCGGCCGCCGCGAUGGCGAGCCGGGCGCCGCUGAGAGCCGCGCGCAGCCCGCAGGGUCCCCAAGGCCCGGCCGCGCCCGCCGCCACCGGCCGGGCCGCGCUGCCCAGUGCCGGCUGCUGUCCCCUCCCUCCUGGCCGCAACUCCUGCUCCAGGCCUCGGCUGCUCCUUGUGCUGCUCCUACUGCUCCAGGACGCUGGAGCCCAGAAAGGUGAUGGAUGUGGGCACACUGUACUAGGCCCUGAAAGUGGAACCCUUACAUCCAUCAAUUACCCACAUACCUACACAAACAGCACUGUGUGUGAAUGGGAGAUUCGAGUAAAGAUGGGAGAAAGAAUUCGCAUCAAAUUUGGUGACUUUGACAUUGAAGAUUCUGAUUAUUGUCACCUUAAUUACCUGAAAAUCUUUAAUGGAAUUGGAGUCAGCAGAACUGAAAUAGGCAAAUACUGUGGGCUGGGUUUACAAAUGAAUCAGUCAAUUGAGUCCAAGGGCAGUGAAAUCACAGUGCUGUUCAUGAGUGGAAUCCAUGCUUCUGGACGAGGAUUUUUGGCUUCAUACUCAGUUAUAGAUAAAGAAGAUUUAAUCACUUGUUUGGAUACUGUAUCUAAUUUUUUGGAACCAGAGUUCAGUAAAUACUGCCCAGCUGGCUGUCUGCUGCCUUUUGCUGAAAUAUCUGGAACAAUUCCUCAUGGAUAUAGAGAUUCUUCACCAUUGUGUAUGGCUGGAAUCCAUGCAGGAGUAGUAUCAAACAUACUGGGUGGCCAAAUCAGCGUUGUGAUUAGCAAAGGCACCCCGUAUUAUGAAAGUUCUCUGGCCAACAACGUCACUUCCAUGGUGGGAUACUUAUCCGCGAGUCUGUUUACGUUUAAGACAAGUGGUUGCUAUGGGACUCUGGGGAUGGAGUCUGGUGUGAUUGCUGAUCCCCAGAUAACAGCAUCAUCUGUACUGGAGUGGACUGACCACAUGGGGCAGGAGAACAGCUGGAAACCCGAGAAGGCCCGGCUGAGAAGGCCUGGGCCUCCCUGGGCUGCCUUUGCCACCGAUGAGCAUCAGUGGCUGCAGAUAGAUCUUAACAAGGAGAAGCAGAUAACAGGUAUCAUAAGCACUGGGUCUACCAUGGUAGAACACAAUUACUAUGUGUCUGCCUACAGAGUUCUGUACAGUGACGAUGGGCAGAAAUGGACUGUGUACCGCGAACCUGGUGUGGAUCAAGACAAGAUAUUUCAAGGAAACAGAGAUUAUCACAAGGAUGUUCGUAAUAACUUUUUGCCACCAAUUAUUGCACGUUUCAUUAGAGUGAACCCUGUCCAGUGGCAACAGAAAAUUGCCAUGAAAGUGGAACUGCUCGGAUGUCAGUUUACUCUCAAAGGUCGCCUUCCAAAGCUUACUCCUCCUCCUCGGAACAACAAUAACCUCAAAAAUACUACAGCUCAUCCCAAACUAGGUAAAGGUCGUGCCCCUAAAUUCACGCAAGGGCUCCAACCGCGAAGUAGGAAUGAUCUUCCUCUCCCGCCGGCACAGACAACCACCACUCCUGACAUAAAAAACACGACUGUAACUCCCAGUGUAACCAAAGAUGUCGCACUGGCUGCUGUUCUGGUUCCUGUCCUGGUCAUGGCCCUCACCACACUCCUCCUCAUUUUAGUGUGUGCUUGGCAUUGGAGAAGCAGAAAGAAAAAAACUGAAGGCACCUAUGAUUUACCGCACUGGGAUCGGGCAGGUUGGUGGAAAGGGGUGAAGCAGCUUCUCCCGGCCAAGUCGGUGGAACACGAGGAGACGCCCGUGCGCUACAGCAAUAGCGAAGCUAGUCAUCUGAGUCCCAGGGAAGUCACCACAGUGCUGCAAGCUGAUUCCGCAGACUAUGCACAGCCCCUCGUGGGAGGAAUUGUUGGCACACUCCAUCAGAGAUCUACCUUUAAACCUGAAGAAGGAAAGGAAGCUGGCUACGCAGAUCUAGACCCCUACGCCUCUCCAGUCCAGGAGGUGUACCACGCCUAUGCGGAGCCGCUGCCCGUCACAGGGCCUGAGUAUGCAACCCCCAUUGUCAUGGACAUGUCAGGGCACCCCACAGCCUCACUCGGGCUGCCCGCCACAUCCACUUUCAAAACUGCAGGGAACCAACCUCCCCCUUUAGUGGGAACUUACAACCCCCUUCUCUCCAGGACUGACAGCUGCUCCUCGGGCCAGGCUCAGUACGACACCCCAAAAGGUGGGAAGUCAGCAGCUGCCCCAGAGGAACUGGUGUACCAGGUGCCACAGAGCACCCAGGAAGGUGCGGGAGCAGGAAGGGAUGAGAAAUUUGAUGCUUUUAAAGAAAUCCUUUGACGGUGGUGCUGCUUUUUACAAAGCAUCCCUUUAAAGCACAUGACUUUUUCUUAGUGGUAGUAAUGUAGAAUGUAUUACGUAUCUGUCACUGAAGCGGUUAGGGGAAUGUGGUGACCGAGGUACAAGAAACUGCUUGCCUUGCCAUCUUGCUUUAGAGGUGUUACUGUGCGGCACAGUUAUUGCUUGCCUGUUACAUGUCAAACAUCCUGUUUGUUACUACUGUAAAACACUAUUUUUUUAAGAGUUUCUGGUGGGUGUUGUAUUACAGCCACAGGAAUUAACUACUACACGUCCUCUUUCAUCACAUGAGAACAGCCCACAUUCUACAACAAUUCUACAAUUGACAGGAAACACAUUCAACAUCAAACAUGGUCUUUGGAUCGAUGAGUUCUUACAGUUGGGGUUAAGAAUAAGGACUACUAGGUAAUGGGUGCUUUCAAACGUUUGUAGUUUACGUAUGGGAGACCUGAACACCACACACACAGCAUAAGGAGCUAGUAUUCUCUAGUGAUAGAUAGCAUGGCCUUGGCCGAGACAAGUGUGUCCCCCCCCCCCCCUCCCCGGGCAAGCUCAGAACCCUGAGUGGACACCUCACUGGGCCUAACAGUUUUCCUUGUUUGUGGGAUCAGGCCCAGCAGCUGAGCUGGAGGCAGGGUAGGCCCGCUUGGCCCUCAGGCCCUCCCUGGAGCUCUCAGGAGAGUUUCUUCCCGGAAUAUUACUGUCUGUGAGAGAUUUUUCUGGGAGUUCUUGGAAGGCAGUGUGUGAAUCCGCUGAGCUCUCCUGAACACCCUUGACCUUUUGUGAUCUGCUGUCACCAGCUGUUGGUUUGGAAGACUCUACAUUUUCUUUGCCCAGAGAGGGGAAGAUCCCACUAACUUCUGUGCAGCCAGGCGGGGGCUUGUUCUGGUUGCCAUGGUGUUCUCCUAAGAGUGUACGGGCUUAUCUUUCCAGUCAGGACGGCAGCAGACCCUGCUCUCCGUGUCUGUGCAGCUUCAACCUGGAAGAACUCUUUUUCAACAUUUUCUUGUCUCCAUCCAGCUGUUGACAGGAUUCGAGCAACAACUUUAUUUUCUCUGAGCAUGUUGACAUUUCUUCUCAAGCUGAUUCACAUAUUUAAGGUGUGCUACCCGAUUAGCAGACGGAAGGCGCUCUGCCAUGGGAAACUUUGGUGUUCUUCAGCUCUUCAGCAGCCCUUCUAGUUCUUCGGUCGGCCUGCUUCUCUCUCGCUCUCGCUCUUGUCUCUCAGCUGCGUGGUUUCAGUGCCACAUGGUUCGGCUCCUCUGUAGCUCAGCUUCCUCGUCAGCCAUUGUGUUAACUCCUUCAACAAGCGCUGUUUUCUCCGUCUUUACCAAUCUUAGCUCAUUUUCUAACUCCUGUGGGAAUUGUGCAGUGCUUCCUAGGUGGUCUGCACCAUGUCUUUUUAGCUGGCAGCACUCGGACCCUCUGCUCCAGCGCCACAGUCAGAUUUCUGACCUUUCUCUGCUUCCAGCAGAGUUGCUGCUCUCCUCCCUUUCACUGGGAGUUUACACAGCCGCUCGCAGUCUUCAAGUCCUGCGUCUUCCUCCACCUUCUCCAGUUUCUGUUUGCCAGCUUCUACUUCUUGACUGAGGGCAUUUACAGAUGGCGUCUGGUUACAUGGAAAGGAUUCCAAUUUUUUACUUAAGUCAGGUUUUUCCUCCUUGAGGUCCUUGAUUUUUUUUUCCAACUGCAUGCAUGUUGCAAUCUUGAUCUUUAGCCAUUAACUGACUUUUGAAUCUGCUUCCUUAAUUUCAUUUAGCAAUCUUUCAACUUUUCUUUCCCAGUUCUUUACUUCUGAAAGUAAUCUCAGAUUCUCAUUUAAGAUGAAAUUCUGGAUAAACACCUGAUGAUCUUCCAGAAUAUCCAUGGGUGUCUGGGUGACUGACGUUUCCAGAUAAAGGUCCUGCUAAACAUCUUUAUCACAAGUCUGAUCAGUGUCCUGCUUUGGUGUUUUCUGUAGUUUCAGAAAUAUACAUUUCUGAUUCUUUGAUAUCAUAACUAUCGUUUUGACCCCGAACAGCUUUUGCAUGCAAAGCUUUAAUCUCUGCCUCCAAUCUUUUCGGUUCAGUGUCUUUAUUUUUCUCUUAGCUCUUUGUAUGUGGAACUCGGAGUAAGUGGAGUUGCAGAGAGUUUCUGUGGCAUACUGCUUGGCUGCAGGGAACGUCUGCCAAUUGUACGACUUGUUGGCUUCUUUCGGAUUCAGCGUUACACCGCUGAAGUUCCUGCUCCUCUUUUUCUGUUGGCCUUUUGCAUGAGCUCAGGUGACUUUCUUGGAAAUUCACUUGUGACUCCUUAACUUGAAGUUCUUCCUCAACUUGAACAACGAGAAAGCUUCUGCCUUGUUUUCUCCAAAUUUUCACUAAUCUCCAUCAAUCUUUGAUUUUCCCUCUUCAGAUCUGCACCCUCAGUCUUGUCUUCAGCCUUCUAUAGCUCAGCUUCAAGAGAGUCCAGCUGAAACUGUCUCUGCUGUUUCUCCUUCAGUUUGUCUAGCUGUCCUUCAUGCUCUUGAAUCCUCUGAAGAGCUCUGGUAGGGAGACCCUCCUUCCAUUCUUCCAAUGCCCAGCUCAUCUUGUUUUAUUUUUAAAACAUUUAGAAGUAAACUGAGCUCCUGGCAGACCCUGACUCCGUGCUCUGAGAGCCCCGGGUGGGGUGCCUCACCGCCGAGCGCCUCAUGCAGCGCCGCUCCUCUACGCCCAGCUGACGUGAUUCAAACUCCACUAUUUUUAAUACAGAAAAAACCUCCCUAUAAUGCACUUCAAAGAAACUGAAAAUCACUAAGUAUUUAUUACCAAUGCUGCAGGUACAUUAAUGAACUUGAGAUGGUUCUGUAAGCCUUGCUGGCGAUAAUGCAUGGUACUGUUGUUGAGAUACUGAAUGGCUUGAAAUUCUCCCUUGUGAAGGUGGGUAGCUGUGCUUUCCUCCCCCUGUUAAUCCUGUGGUACUGUCUGCAUUCCUUUUCUCCCCUCACAACCAUCCGUGUGUUGUUGUAGCUGUGGCCAUGUACACUUCUCUGUAUUUCCCUAGGAACAUGCAGUUAGAGCAGCCUGCCUUGCAGUGAGCUGGGUGACUGACUGACUGACUUCUUGUGUGCUGAAACUCUUAACAGUAUUAACACCUCCUGGUUCAGGACCUGCUCUCACCUCUGCCCAUCCCACCAGGACCUUUUGUGGCCUUACUCCAACCUGUGCUCAUAAAUGCUGGGGCCUCCUUUUCAGUAAGAGUCACAGGAAGCCAGUCCUUCCUGUCUUUCUGUGCGCAUCUCCACAUGGAAAUGGGAGAGACACUAUCAAGGGAAUCCUCUGUAUCUCUAAGGUAAUAUGUAAAUUACUUUAGGGAAGAAAUUAAAGGGGGAGCAAAAUUUAACUUUCUUUGCUUUAUUUACAGAUAAGCCCCAAAAUUUGCAGAUUUUCCAUAUACUUUAAAAGUUUUAGUCAAAUAUCUUUUAAUUUCAAUUCUCUUCAGUAAACCAGAAAACCACCAUGAGCCAGGUCUGAUGGCUCAGACCUGCAAUCCCGAGUGGACCCACCCCAAGGCUAGUGCUGCUUAGUCUACAGAGUGAGUUCAGGGUUAAACUAAGGGCUGGGGCUCUGUCUCCACGGUGCAGUGCUCCAGUUCAGCAUGUUCAAGGCCACGGGUUCAAUCCCCUCUACUACAAAACGAAAAAAGGCAGCAUGCCUCCUGUGCCUCUGCCUUCUGGCUGGGAAGAGGCGUAAGUGGUCCUUUGUCAGGCCUGGGUCACAGAGCUGCUGGAGCACUGGAAUUGUGUGCCAGCGUACUCGGGACUCCCUGAGCACGACCCGGCUGCACUCAAGCAGGCGGGUAGAUUAGACAUUGUAGUGGAUUAGCAACACAAACUCUAGCCCUUGCUGCAAUCCUCUUUGUAGAUUUGGAGUACACUUGGCCGUCAGGUCCUAGGCGGUCUCUCAGCUUGUACCAUCCAGUUAGAGAAUUGCCAAACUUGCCUAGGUUUGGACAGUGGUAAACAGUACUGACUGUGCUUCCUUCUGCAAGUACACCAGCAUUUUAAAACAUCGUUCAAAACUGUUUCUGCGGGCUCCCUGCCCCUCCUGGAUGACCUUUGUCUUGCAGAGUUUGAGACACAAUCUUGUUCCUUGUUGAAAAAUCAGUGCAUAUUUUGUUUCAAAGUCAUGAAGCAAAAAAGCACAGGUGUUGAACUUGUACUAAAGCAUUUAAGAAUGUGUAGAGCACAAGAUGCAGUUGUCUGUCCCCCUUCAGGUGGGAACAACGCAAACUAUUUGCUGUUCUAUUUUUAACCAUCCUUAGUGGACAGAGAAUAGACCUUUGAGUCACAUACCCAUUGGAAGCUUUAAGAGACAUUUUGAAGAUGAAGUCGUUCUCCCAAAGAAGCCUGCCAUUUUGUGUGUCCCGGCCAUGUUGAUAUGGUGUCCAUUGUGAGACUUGCUCCUGUGGCCACUACUCUCCUGGAACUCUGCAGAUGGUUUCCAUACAAUACUGAGUUACUGUUGUAUGUUUUUCUUUUACAGAUGAAGAGCUGAGCCUGAAUAGAGUGAUUUCUUUCUGGUUUUGUACUUUUCCUUUUAGUUUUUGUAUUAUAGAUCACCUUAAGUUCAACGCCACUUAAAUGUCUGGUCAAUCUUUAGAAGACAAUCAAGUAAAAUGUGAAAGUAACUAUUUUUGGCCAAACCCCUUGGGUAUUUUAUUUUGUUUUACUUUAAUUCUUUGCUUGAACUAUUCAAUACUCAAGUCACUAUGGCUUGGGUUUCUCUUUUCCUAAUAAUGACUGAUUAUAGAAACAGAGCAGUGUGGCAAGUGCAGCCUUUGGGGGCGUUUCAGAAAAUUACACUAACUUGGCUGUCACUUGAUCCUUGGACCCAGCAUAGAUAUUGUGAAUUCUGGUUUGCAUUUUAUUAAGUGCUGUUUGUAGAUCGCAGUAGUUCCUGUUGAAAGUAACAGGACGAGUCCAGUUAUUUAACUCAUGUUUCACUAUUUGCACUUUCCUUUGAACAAUGGGUUGAUUUGCUGUUCACAUAGAGAAUGUGUACAGUCAUUACGGUCACCAUGUGUCCUGUGUGUGUUUCUCCUCUCCCUGCCCCAGGUACGAAGCACGAAAGUGCUUGUAGCCAUUCCCAUGCCUUGGCUCCACAUUGUCACCGGAGAGCAGAAAGGGGAGCAGGAAAACAUGCUAGGCAAGACCACUAGAAAGAACGCAGAGACUAUGGGGAGGGCACUGGGAGGGUCCAAAUCCUCCAGGGAGACUGGCCGGCUCUGUAGGCCUCUGUAUAAAAAGGAGUCGUAAUUCCUGCCUUGUGGGUUGAACUUGAAAGUCCUUGAACUGCAGACCUCUGGGGAGUCAGAUGGUUGUAGGGUACCUAGGGUAGCUGUGGCACCAACCUCAAUUAGACCAAUUUGUGUGUAGUUUCUCUCGCUUUCCAUUUUUGACACUGGGAGGGGUGAAAAUAAAAUGUAUUGAAGUACAGAAGAAGUGGAAAUGGCUGAGUGUCAGUGAUUUUUUUCCCAGAAUGUAUUUUCCUUACCUCGGCAUGUACUGUAGUCACUUGAUAUUUGUAUAUGUUGCUAGAAUUUAGGCUGUUGAAAAUAGUGAGAUUUUAAUGUGUUUUUUUAAUAAAUUAUAUAUGUGUGUCUUGCUCAGAUUAUUUGGAUUAAAUAAAAUAACCUUCACAUCAUAUUCCAGAAAAUGCCAAAUUUCUCAAUGUUGACAACAGUUACAUUUUAUGAGCAGCAUUAUAGUGGGUUAUAGCAUCAUUUCAAAAUAUUCCCACUAAUUUUUCCUCCCUUGGUCCCCUUCCUGUCGUCCUUGCUGUUCAAGUGCCACAGUUGAUCCUCAAGCCUGCCUUAUGGAAGUGAACCAGAACCGCUAUGUGACUGUGUAGGAGAGGGGAACACUCCGUCAGCCUGUGGAGUCAGCUAGUGCCAGCGCGCCCCUCAAUCGGUGGCUGGACACUGCCAGCUCGAGCCACCCUCACUGUCACAUGCUGGUUUUCAAUAUUUCAGGUGUUCUGUUUCUGACACUUCACUCCUAUACAUACUCUCUUUAUGGAGGAAGCAGAUGGACUGCCAGUCACACCAGCACUUCCAGUAACAUUUCCUGUUCAUGCCUUUCCUCCCUUUGCAUGUGGGUACUAACAGUUGGAAGGAAACUGUUUUCUCUCAUGUACCUGAAAUGACCUACUGAAUGUUCCCUGAAGGCAAAAUUUAGUCACGUGAAAUGACUUUUUCCCCCCAUACAAAUAAAAAAAUCAGCCCAAAUCUUAAGGUUUUUACCUGCAUUGUUUUACUCUUCAAUUUUUCUUUAUAUAAACAUUUAAGUUUUUUUUUUUUUGAACAGUUA